GUGGGCUUGGCGUACAUGUUUCUGGGUGUUUCCAUCAUUGCCGACCGCUUUAUGGCAUCCAUCGAGGUCAUCACAUCCCAGGAGCGACAGAUCACUGUAAAAAAAGCCAACGGGACGAAGUUCACAACCACCGUGCGCAUCUGGAACGAGACCGUGUCUAACCUGACUCUCAUGGCGCUGGGUUCAUCCGCUCCGGAAAUCCUGCUCUCUGUCGUCGAGAUUUGCGGUCAUAACUUUGACGCCGGCGAACUGGGGCCCAACACCAUCGUGGGAAGCGCCGCCUUUAACAUGUUCGUCAUCAUCGGCCUUUGCGUUUAUGUCAUUCCCGACGGAGAGACCCGCAGGGUCAAGCACCUCCGAGUGUUUUUCGUCACGGCCACCUGGAGCGUCUUUGCCUACACAUGGCUCUACCUCAUCCUGGCCUACUUCUCUCCGGGCAUCGUGGAGAUUUGGGAGGGGCUCCUGACCCUCUUCUUCUUUCCCGUUUGUGUCAGCUUUGCGUACGUGGCUGACCGGCGCCUCCUGUUCUACAAGUACGUGUACAAGCGUUACCGAGCUGGAAAGCGCAGAGGGGUGAUCAUCGAAACCGAGGGUGAGCCGGAGCUUCCCUCCAAAGCCAACGUCAAAAAGCCGGCCUGCGACAGGGAGCCGUUUGAUGCCGAGCUGGGCGUUGAGGUGCCAGCGGAAGACGGCCAGGCGGGGAUGGCGAAGGAGUUGAAACUGAAGUAUCCCGAUAAGGAGACGCAGCAGCUAAUGAAGCUAGCCACCUGCCGCGGUUUAACACAGCAGGAGAAGAGUUGUGCGUUCUACUUCUGCCAUGCCUCGCAGAUCACGACAGGGACCGACAACAUCCCGAAAAAGGAGUCGGCCGCCGACCUGAACCAGAGAGUCACUCGGUGCGACUUAACAUCUCAGAUGUCAGAAAAUGACCGGUCCGCUAAGGUGUUCUUCCAGCCAGCGGUCUACCAGUGCUUAGAGAACUGCGCCAGCGUUGCGCUGAAUUUGUGUCGAGGAGGAAAUCUGAGCACAACCGUUGCUGUCGACUUUCAGACGCAAGAUGGCACCGCUAAAGCUGGUUCAGACUUUGGCUUCACAAAGGGAACGGUAGUGUUCAGAGCCGGCGAGACACAAAAGGAAAUCCGUAUCAACAUCAUCGACGAUGACAUCUUUGAGGAGGAGGAGCACUUCCUGGUCCACUUGAGCGGCGUGAGGGUCCUGUCCGCCGCCAGCGGAGCGGCGACGGACAGCGACAGCCCAGCGGGUUUGGGUUUGCUCUGCACAGCCACAGUCACCAUCUUUGACGACGACCACGCGGGCAUCUUCACCUUCGAGGAGCCCACGGUGACCGUGAGUGAGAGCGUCGGCGUGAUGGAAGUCAGAGUGGUCCGGACCGCGGGGGCUCGGGGAGCUGUGGCCGUGCCGUACAGAACCAUCGAGGGGACCGCCAAAGGUGGCGGUGAAGACUUUGAAGACACUCACGGUGUCCUGGAGUUUGACAACGAUGAGAUCUGUAAAACGCUGCAAAUCAACAUCAUCGAUGACGAAAAGUACGAGAAGAACAAAAGUUUUUGGGUGCAGAUGGACGAGCCGCGACUUCUGGAGAUGAGCCAAAGGAAAGCUGUCCUGCUUCGAGAAGUUGGUAAUUUUGUUUUGACAGACAAGCAAUUGUUCGGUAAGAGCGCUUUCCAUCGGACAGGCAAAGACGUCUACAGAAAGCUACAACCGCAAGAACAACCGAACCCCUCUUCCAUUGUUAGCAUCUCAGAGGGAGCUGAGGACUUGGGGACAAAGGAGGAAGAGGAGCGGCGCGUCGCACGGAUGGGUCGACCGAUGUUGGGCGAACACGUCAAACUGGAAGUCGUCAUUGAGGAGUCGUACGAGUUUAAGAGCGCAGUGGACAAGGUGCUGAAGAAGACGAGACUGGCCGUGCUGGUGGAAACGACGUCGUGGCGAGAACAAUUUGUGGAGGCCAUCACAGUCAGCGGUGGCGACAACGACGACAGCGGCAGUGGAGGUGGAAAGAAGCUGCCCUCCGCUCUGGACUACGUCCUGCAUUUCCUGACCGUCUUCUGGAAGCUUCUGUUCGUGUUGGUCCCACCCACUGACUACUGGAACGGCUGGGCGUGCUUCGUGGUCUCGAUCGUGGUUAUCGGCAUCCUGACGGCGGUCAUCGGGGACCUGGCAUCGCACUUCGGCUGCACGGUGGGUCUGAAGGACUCGGUCACAGCUGUGGUGUUUGUUGCACUGGGCACAUCAGUACCUGAUACCUUCGCUAGCAAGGCGGCGGCCAGCCAGGACCAGUACGCCGACGCCUCUAUCGGCAACGUGACAGGAAGCAAUGCCGUCAACGUGUUCCUGGGCAUCGGUGUGGCCUGGUCCAUCGCUGCCAUUUACCACUACUCCAAAAACCAGGUGUUCAGGGUGGACCCGGGAACGCUAGCUUUCUCAGUCACCCUCUUCACCAUCUUCGCCUUCAUCUGCAUCGCCGUCCUCAUGUACCGGCGCCGACCCGAGAUCGGUGGAGAACUGGGCGGACCGCCGCUCGCUAAGACGGUGACUGCCGGCUUGUUCUUCAGCCUGUGGUUGAUGUACAUCUUCCUGUCCUCGCUCGAGGCCUACUGCCACAUCCGCGGCUUCUGA
Molecule: messenger RNA, 2640 nt
Organism: Phycodurus eques (leafy seadragon)
Lineage: Eukaryota; Metazoa; Chordata; Actinopteri; Syngnathiformes; Syngnathidae
Product: sodium/calcium exchanger 1-like
Exons: 9
Coding region: 16-2640 (874 amino acids)
Biological process (GO): sodium ion transmembrane transport; calcium ion import across plasma membrane; cell communication
Cellular component (GO): sarcolemma; postsynapse; axon
Molecular function (GO): calcium:sodium antiporter activity
Source: RefSeq, a predicted model, not a curated record